Penicillium macrosclerotiorum is the source of this 822-nucleotide messenger RNA. RefSeq lists its product as uncharacterized. NCBI's taxonomy places the organism in Eukaryota, Fungi, Ascomycota, Eurotiomycetes, Eurotiales, Aspergillaceae. The transcript has a single exon. The coding region runs from base 1 to 822 and encodes 273 amino acids. The record is from RefSeq and is a predicted model, not a curated record.
AUGACACCGUUCUCGAAACCUCUAUCUUCCUGGAGGUUCGGCCGAGAGAGAGAGGAUAAAAAGAAUACCACCGCACCAAAUGGAUCACAGGCAGCCCAAGACAAAAAUAGUUCGAAUUCAGGAAUGGUUCCUCCUGCAGUUCCAGAACCAGUAGCUUACACCACUGAAUCAAGUGAUCAUAAUCGAACGGACCUGAUGCGUUUGGAAUGGGAUAAUAUAGAUUUUAUGUUACGCAAACAGAAUCGAUAUCCCCUCUUUCUGCUGACGGUCAACGCUACAUCUUCUCGUUCUGAAUAUGUCCCUUAUGUUCUUACCGACUUCCGAGAGCAGACACUGGAGGGAAACACAAAGAAAAUUUACAGCGGAAAAGCGUACAUGUACGUCACGACAAACCUCAAAGCUUGGAAGCUACCAAUGGUUAUCGAAAACGUCGACCUAUGCAAUCCGCAUCUCAUUUCAGGCCCUAAAUCUGCAGUGAAGAUGUCCAGGCGAAUUUUGAUCGGCUCUCUCUCUCCGUCCAUGCUUGAGGGUACCGCUAAUGGAAAGUUUUCGAAGUUCGAGAUCAAGCUGGCACAGGCAAUUCGACCGUGGGGCCUUGCAAAGAACCCGAUAGUGGCCUACUACGAUAAUGAAACAAAGGAUUAUGUAGCUCAGAAAAAAAUCGGGACAUCGAAGAAUGUUCGUCUUGAAUAUUUCCGUCGAUGCAACUUCUCUCCAUCUUCGGUUACAGUGACAGUGACUAGUAAUACGCUGCAAGUCAUAAAGAAAUUGAUUCCCCAUUUGGGGAAAAACAACAUCAAACUAAUUCGCAAUGUAUCGUAA